UGUGUGUGUGUGUGUGUGUGUGUGUAUUUAUGUAUGGUGUCAUUGGAUAUUAGUUCAUAAAACAUAAACCAUUUCACCUGCCAAAGCGGUUUUAAAUUUACGUACAGUUUUAAAACUUUUAAAAUAAUAAAAAAAAAGUCUGAAAGUAUAAAUUUAAAUAAUUUGAAUUACGAGACUGGAAAAUGGAAGCUGAGCCUUUGGAUUUAGAGGAUGGUGAGGUUGUUGAUGACGAGCCAAUUGAUGCCUUCGAAACUUACACAGUUCUCCAGAGACCUCAGACAAUGAGCCAUCCUAAAACUAUAAUUGAGCCAAAUUACAGUGAUGACAGUGAAGAUUCAUCAGCGUCUCCAGACUCGGCAAGUGAUUCGGAUUCUCAGGUUGCUAAAAUAAAAAGGCCAAAAAUAAAAGCCCGCAGACGUAAAAUAGAAUCGUCACAAAAGCUAAAUAAAUAUAAAAUAUGGUGCACGCAAGUUCAAGAGGAAGCAUUGACUGAGGAUUUGGUUUCGUGUGGGGUCACAAGGAAACUGCACCAAGGCAGAAGUGUUGAAAAUUACGAUGUACCGAGUCAUUUUCGUUUGAAUGGUUACGACAAGCAUUCGAAUAAUUUAAGUUCUGAUGAGGAUAAAGUUGAGGCUUAUAGAACAAGUAAUAAAAGAUCACACACUGACAGACGUAAUGUCAAACUUCGACUUGGUAAACGUUCUAAUUCAAUGGAUAUUGAUAAUCAAAAAGGUUCUGUAAGAAGUAUUUUAGAGUUGCAGACGAGUAUUGAAUCAACGGAUAUUGAAGUCGCCAAUGAUAUAGCAGAGAAGCUAAACGAGAAGAAAGAUUCUCUUAUAAAACGAAUAGUUGAUAUUAUUGGUAAGGAAAAAUCAAUUGAAUUUUAUAAAAAAACAAAAGAAAUAGAAGAAGAUGGUGGUUUGUUGAUAAUGAAUGGGUCAAGAAGACGAACACCUGGUGGUGUUUAUUUUUAUCUUGUAAAAAAUGAUGAACAUAUACCACAAGAACAGAUACGUGAAAUAUUUUCGCUAGAUAAAAAAGAGGCUAAUCAUUCUAAGAAAAAACAUGGCGCUAAAUUACGUGAAAAAUCAAAUAAACUUAUGAAAAGUUUUGAAAAUGGUUCAGAAAAUGAUUUACCAGCGUUAUUAACAAGAGCUGAAUUGUCGACCCAACAAAUUGCUGAAGAAGCGCGACUAAGGCGUGGUGAAGGCAUGGAUAGACUUCCUAUAGAUUCUGAUCGCACGGUAUCAAAUCCACCACCGAGUCCUGUCACUGAUGAUCCUGAUCAUUCUGACAAUGUUACUAUCCAACGAAGAAUUCAAGACUACAGCGAUGACUUUCUUGACAUUGGAGUAGACGUUGACGUUAUGGAGAUGUUUUAGAAUAAUAUACGCACACUUUAUAUCAGCAUAUAACAUCUGUUUGUAUAAUAAUAAUUCUCGUAACAAUUAAUGCGAAAUUGUCAUUAUUAAAUUAAAAAAUCGGAGUUUAUAUUUUUUAACGUUCACUUUCUCACUCUUGUAAUUAUAAUAAUAUAUUAUAUUAUUAUAAUAUAUAUUAACAAUAAAUAAAAUGUAAAAAUUAUUGAAUAAUAACUUUAAGCCAGUAUUAUUUAGGUUCAAUAAUUUUUAAUUAUAUUUAAUAUAUUUUUUUAAAUAUUAUCUGGUAGCAAUCAUACUUUUGUGUUAAUAGUAAAAUAUAAAGAACAAUUAAAUUACAAAGAAGAACAAGAAUAAUACUGGUAUAAUUAUUAAGUAGCUAGAAUGUUGACGCAAUGGCAAAUUAUUUAAAAAUAAAUUACGUUUUAUUGCAUCUUACUUCAAAUUAAUUGUAAUAAUUACGUAAAAAAAUAUAUUUUAUUUUUAAGAAAAAAACAAAAAUCUUUUAAUGCAAUACGUAUUUUUGAAACAUCAAUUAUUUAAAGUAGUGCUUCAUCGAUCAGAACUAGCAAAGGUCAUUAAUUAAUAAUACGAAAUUAAAACAAAAUUUUGUCUAACAUUUCAGUUAGAUAAAUUUUAAUCAGACGACACUAAAUUUA
Messenger RNA from Microplitis demolitor, 2038 nucleotides. RefSeq names its product phosphorylated adapter RNA export protein (gene Phax). NCBI's taxonomy places the organism in Eukaryota, Metazoa, Arthropoda, Insecta, Hymenoptera, Braconidae. Gene Ontology annotation, cellular component: nucleus. Gene Ontology annotation, biological process: snRNA export from nucleus. The transcript is spliced from 4 exons. The record is from RefSeq and is a predicted model, not a curated record. Bases 183 to 1382 code for a protein of 399 amino acids.